AUGUCUCAGAGGGGACAGGAUAGCAGUGCCACGUGCGAAAACGACAUGUCCACGUCGAAAAAUAACUCGCUGUUGCGCUUGAACCAGGAGAGUCGACGAGCCUCUGGCGACUGGCAGGAUCAGGAGACCGACUCCGAGAUCAGCGAGACCGAUUUUCUCACCAAGGGUGCUUUCCUGUUGACGCCGAGCCACGAGCUCAGCAUCGAGAAGGCCGCCACUAUAUGCGAGAAGAUGAACUUUCGUGGCGCGUUCUCCCUGACGAAGACGGCCACCGGUAUACUCUUCAAGUUCAGCAACAUCGACGAUUUUCAGGCGGUCUACAAAAAGGGCUUCCACAAAGUCACCGGGGCACGCUUCUACAAGAAGGUCGCCAUACCCUGCAGACCGGCGAAGACAUUCACCGUCUACGUUUUGGACGUACCUGAAGAAUUACCCGAAGAAGAUAUUAGACACGCUCUCUACAAGUAUCGGUCUAUAGCAUUCGCUUGGAACGUCCGCCAAUCGAAUUAAUUUCUCCAACCGCGUGCCCGCUGACCCGAUGUCUGCUUUGUGAAUUAGUGAAAGCGAUCAACGACAAGCUGAAAAGCGACGCUCACACCCAGAACGAGCCAGCGACGAUUUACACGGGGCCACCCGUUAUAAGGGUCACCCUGGCCAGCGUGGAAGAGACCUCGACGCUGCUCAGCCGUGGCCUGGAUUUUUAUGGGGCCACAUAUUUCCCCACCGAAACGCCCCAUCCGGCUGCUCAACCCCUGGCCAAAUACAAAAACAACAGAUGGCUCGAGUUGGCAGCCAUCGGUGCUGGACAAAGAGUCAGGGACCUACUUCCGGUCUUCGACAACGCGGGUUUCAACAAAUUACCACCCCCGGCCAGCCGGCUGAUAAAGCCGCAAAAAAACUGA
Molecule: messenger RNA, 902 nt
Organism: Heterotrigona itama
Lineage: Eukaryota; Metazoa; Arthropoda; Insecta; Hymenoptera; Apidae
Source: the annotation of a GenBank genome assembly